This is a messenger RNA of Jaculus jaculus (lesser Egyptian jerboa), 1766 nucleotides long. It is a transcript of the gene Il11ra, whose product is annotated as interleukin 11 receptor subunit alpha. Gene Ontology annotation, molecular function: cytokine receptor activity; protein binding. Bases 110 to 1381 code for a protein of 423 amino acids. NCBI's taxonomy places the organism in Eukaryota, Metazoa, Chordata, Mammalia, Rodentia, Dipodidae. Gene Ontology annotation, biological process: cytokine-mediated signaling pathway. The record is from RefSeq and is a predicted model, not a curated record. The transcript is spliced from 13 exons. Gene Ontology annotation, cellular component: membrane; external side of plasma membrane.
GAAGGGGAUGGUUCUGGGGUCCUGGAACUGAGUGGAGCAGAGGUCCAUUCCGUAGCUGGUCAGAGGAAGUCUUGGAGGCCAUGGACACUCAGCCACUGGGAUUUCCGAGAUGAGCAGCAGCUGCACAGGGCUGAGCAGGGUCCUGGUGGCCGUGGCUGCAGCCCUGGUGUCUUCUUCCUCCCCCUGCCCCCAGGCCUGGGGUCCCCCAGGGGUCCAGUAUGGGCAGCCUGGCAGGUCGGUGAUACUGUGUUGUCCUGGAGUGAGUGCUGGGACCCCGGUGUCCUGGUUUCGUGAUGGGGAGUCAAGGCUGCUCAAGGGGCCUGAUUCUGAACUAGGGCAUGAACUGAUCCUGGCCCAGGUGGACAGCGCUGAUGAGGGCACUUACAUCUGCCACACCCUGGAUGGUGCACUUGGGGGCACAGUGACCCUGAAGCUGGGCUUUCCCCCAGCUCGUCCUGUGGUCUCAUGCCAAGCAGCCGACUAUGAAAACUUCUCCUGUACUUGGAGUCCCAGCCAGGUCAGCGGUUUGCCCACCCGCUACCUCACCUCCUACAGGAAGAAGACCAUGCCAGGAGCUGAGAGUCAGAGAAUGAGUCCAUCCACAGGACCCUGGCCGUGCCCACAGGACCCUCUAGGGGCUGCCCGCUGUGUGGUCCAUGGGGCAGAGUUCUGGAGCCAGUACCGGAUUAAUGUGACUGAGGUGAACCCACUGGGCGCCAGCACACGUCUUCUGGAUGUCAGCUUGCAGAGUAUCUUGCGUCCUGACCCACCCCAGGGGCUGCGGGUAGAGUCAGUACCUGGUUACCCCCGACGCCUGCGUGCCAGCUGGACAUAUCCUGCCACCUGGCCCCGCCAGCCCCACUUCCUGCUCAAGUUUCGGUUGCAGUACCGUCCAGCACAGCAUCCAACCUGGUCCACGAUGGAGCCCACUGGCUUGGAGGAGGUGAUCACAGACGCUGUGGCUGGGCUGCCUCAUGCAGUUCGUGUCAGUGCCAGGGACUUUCUGGAUGCUGGCACCUGGAGUGCCUGGAGCCCGGAGGCCUGGGGCACUCCUAGCACUGGUCCCUUGCAGAAUGAGCUAUCUGUUGGGAGCCAGCUACACAUGCUGCAGCAGGAGGCAGUAGCCCAGGAGGACAGCCCCACUCCUUCAAGGCCUUCGCUGAAGCCAGACCCACAGCCACUUGAUCAAAGGGACCCCUUGGAGCAAGUGGCUGUGCUGGCACCUUUGGGGAUCUUCUCUUUCCUGGGACUGGCUGCUGGGGCUCUGGCCCUGGGACUCUGGCUGAGGCUGAGACGGGGUGGGAAAGAUGGACCUCAAAAGCCUGGGUUAUUGGCCCCGAUGAUUCCAGUGGACAAGCUUCCAAGAGCUGCAAACCUGUAGAGGACCCAGGAGAACUUCAGCUGAAUUCACCUGUAAUCAUGUCAUGCUAGGGUGCCUAUGUGGACACACGGAACCAACCAGAGCAGUAGAUCUCUAUGGAUGAAUGUUUCAGCUGGAAGUUCUGAGCCCAUUUCUUUGAAAUUUGCCAGCUGAAAGGUGUCUGGAACUCUGAUGUCAUCCCAGAGGUGGAAAUCCACCUGAGGAGUGUAUGUAGGUGUGCAUGUCUGUGUCCAUAUGGGACCAAGUGUAUGUGAGAAAGGGAGCAUGUAUUCUCUGAUGUGUGUAUGUUGGUGCUUGAAGAAUGUAUGUGGGUCCUUAGCUCUUGGCUUUGGGGCCCUUUAGGGACUGUGAAGAGUUGAAAUAAAGACCAAGGAAGAGUUUUGGA